AUGAAGCAAGUUGGUCUAAUGCUACCGUGUGCCUAUCAAGAGCACUUAGGAAAGAGAACCCCAAGUUGUCAGCAUAAGCUUUGUUUCUGCCCAUACAACCCCUCAUGGUUUCAGCAGUCCACACAGGAAUUAUGGAGGAAAAAUGUGAAUUGUAAAAUAUACGCAAAUUCAUUGAUUGGAGUGGGAGUUGCUUCAAGUUUCUAUCAUGCUUCAAGAGGGAGAUUGAGGAAGUAUCUCAGAUGGGCUGACUACACUAUGAUCGCAACAGCUACCGUGUGCCUAUCAAGAGCACUUAGGAAAGAGAACCCCAAGUUGCCAGCAUCAGCUUUGUUUCUGCCCAUACAACCCCUCAUGGUUUCAGCAGUCCACACAGGAAUUAUGGAGGUAUUUUUUUCAUUACCACUCUGA
This is a messenger RNA of Salvia miltiorrhiza (redroot sage), 408 nucleotides long. RefSeq lists its product as uncharacterized. The record is from RefSeq and is a predicted model, not a curated record. The coding region runs from base 1 to 408 and encodes 135 amino acids. NCBI's taxonomy places the organism in Eukaryota, Viridiplantae, Streptophyta, Magnoliopsida, Lamiales, Lamiaceae. The transcript is spliced from 5 exons.